Molecule: messenger RNA, 817 nt
Organism: Dipodomys ordii (Ord's kangaroo rat)
Lineage: Eukaryota; Metazoa; Chordata; Mammalia; Rodentia; Heteromyidae
Gene: Polr2d
Product: polymerase (RNA) II (DNA directed) polypeptide D
Exons: 4
Coding region: 44-472 (142 amino acids)
Biological process (GO): mRNA export from nucleus in response to heat stress; nuclear-transcribed mRNA catabolic process, deadenylation-dependent decay; transcription initiation at RNA polymerase II promoter
Cellular component (GO): RNA polymerase II, core complex; P-body
Molecular function (GO): nucleotide binding; translation initiation factor binding
Source: RefSeq, a predicted model, not a curated record
CCUUCUGUUUGCGCCGGCUACUCGGGCGACGCGGAGUGGAGCGAUGGCGGCUGGCGGCAACGAUCCUCGAGCGGGCGACGUGGAAGAAGAUGCCUCCCAGCUCAUCUUCCCUAAAGAGUUUGAAACAGCUGAGACACUUCUAAAUUCAGAAGUUCAUAUGCUUCUGGAGCAUCGAAAGCAACAAAAUGAGAGUGCAGAGGAUGAACAGGAACUCUCAGAGGUCUUCAUGAAAACUUUAAACUACACAGCUCGUUUCAGUCGUUUCAAAAACAGAGAGACCAUUGCUAGUGUCCGUAGCUUGCUUCUCCAGAAAAAGCUACAUAAGUUUGAAUUGGCCUGUUUGGCCAACCUUUGCCCAGAGACUGCUGAGGAGUCCAAAGCUUUGAUCCCCAGCCUAGAGGGACGAUUUGAAGAUGAGGAGCUGCAGCAGAUUCUUGAUGAUAUCCAGACCAAGCGCAGUUUUCAAUAUUAAUCUCCAGAUAUCACUUUGCUCCUUGGGGGGAAACGUUCCCAGAAAAAUUCCACCUGUCCAGGGUAUAGAUCUGCCCAGAAAUUAUAUAGCAGAAGAUAGCUGGGCUUCUUUAGGAGAGGACAGCCUAGCUUGCUGUUUCACGUGUGGCUGUGAGACCAUGAGAACCAUAGAAUUGUGUUGUGGCUUUGCAGGUGUCCGCAGGGCCAACUAAGCAGGCCACUAGCUGGGAGGUUCCACCAGGGCAGGGUGCAGGCCACAUUGUUGACUACCUCAUACUGUGUUUGCUGUACAAUGUUAUUUGUAUUUUAACAAUUCAUGUUAAUGUCAAUUUUAUAGGGGUUUUGG